AUGAGCGGGGGUGGCACUGUCACCGUCACCCCCUGGGCCAGCGGCAUCACCAUCACUGUCACCGCGGCGCCUGCCCUGGAGGAGCUCGGGGACACCGAGGACCUUGGGGACAUCGGGGACACCGAGGACCUUGGGGACAUUGGGGACAUCAAGAACCUUGGGGACCUUGGGGACACCGAGGAUGGAGGACAGGGCGGUGUCCCCAUCCCGUGUGACGAGGACAUGGGGGACAUUGGGGACAUCAAGAACCUUGGGGACAUUGGGGACAUGAGGAACAUUGGCGACAUUGGGGACAUCGGAGAUGUCACUGUCCUGGAGGACACUGGGGAUGGGGACGACAUUGGGGACAUUGGGGACAGGGACGUGUCAAACCUUGGGGACAGGGCUGUCCCCACCCCGAGGGACAUCGGGGACAGGGACAGCAGGGACAGGGAGGUGCCAGCCCUUGGGGACACGGGCGGUGGUGACAGCGGUGUCACAGCCCAGGGGGACAUCGGGGACUGGAAUGGUCGGAGGGACAUUGGGGACAGGGACAUUGGGGACAGGGACAUUGGGGACAGG
Onychostruthus taczanowskii (white-rumped snowfinch) is the source of this 561-nucleotide messenger RNA. RefSeq names its product putative surface-exposed virulence protein BigA. The transcript is spliced from 5 exons. The record is from RefSeq and is a predicted model, not a curated record. Lineage: Eukaryota; Metazoa; Chordata; Aves; Passeriformes; Passeridae. The annotation marks the transcript as partial.